Scleropages formosus (Asian bonytongue) is the source of this 3500-nucleotide messenger RNA. RefSeq names its product methyl-CpG-binding domain protein 6-like. Gene Ontology annotation, cellular component: chromocenter; nucleus. Gene Ontology annotation, molecular function: chromatin binding; DNA binding. The transcript is spliced from 14 exons. Bases 313 to 2400 code for a protein of 695 amino acids. Lineage: Eukaryota; Metazoa; Chordata; Actinopteri; Osteoglossiformes; Osteoglossidae. The record is from RefSeq and is a predicted model, not a curated record.
AACAACAACAACAACAACAACAACAACAAACAACUUGAGUCCACUUUGGAGCGGCGGCCGAGCAAUUGCACUGAACGACUGAGAUACUCUGAAGUAUCACUAUGGGCUACUGGACAGGUCCAAUCUGGUAGGAGAAGAUAAGACUGGAGACGAAGGUGUUGAAGAGCAUCAGAGUGGAGGGAAUGGGCUGACUCAGGGAAGAAAGGUGCCCUUUCUCUUCCUGCACCAUGUCUGUUCAAGGCUGGAUUCCACAUAGGACAGUGGCUGGAGCUUUGUGAAGAUGAAAAGAACCUUGGAUCCCGAGGCUGCAGAAUGAAGGGAGACUGUGAGAGUGGCAACAGGAACAAAGACGAUGCCUCAUCUCUUCCGGCCCAAAUUCCCGUUGGAUGGCAGAGGAAGGUGGAGGACGGAAUUGUGACAUACCUCAGCCCCAGCGGUGCAGUCCUGUGUUCGGUGGAGGAAGCAGCCACAUACCUUCUUACGGAAGGCACCUGUAAGUGUGGUUUGGAAUGUCCUCUGGUCCUGCACAAGGUGUUCAACUUUGACCCCGGGAUACUGGUUCCUCAGCGGAGGCAGCAAAUGGGAAAGAUAGAGGGAGACAUGACAAAGCUAUGCAACCACCGUCGGAAAGUGGUCGCCAUGGCAACAUUGUGCCAGAGCAUGCAUACCUCCCUGUCACCUCCGUCUUGCCACCACACAGUGGACGGCCUCAGCAGGUCACAUCCUUCAGAGGAAUUUGCUUUGAUCCAUGUACCUGGAGAUAUGGAGGCCAGCACUGUCCACAAUGGAAGCCUGCCAUUUCAGGAUCUCAAGAGCCACAUUAUAGGAGUACUGGGACAACUGUCCACUUCUACCUCUGUCUCUUUGGUGGAGAAUACCUCGGUGGUCAGACUGAGUGAGAUUUCCCACCAGAACAGCAAUGAUGCCGGACCCUUUCUGUCGGUGUCCCUUCAGAGCUUCACAGAGACGAAGCUGCCAGACACAGGGCCAAGUCCCACUUCACCAUCUGUACCUCCCAAACCCAUCAGCAUCAUUCCCCGCCCGACCUCAGAUCGGCUUCUGCACCUGCUCCCUGCCACACCUGGGUCGCCCCAUUUUCUGGAGCCCCUCCCGGUGGGCCUGGGAGCCGGGGGGCAGCACACACAGCCACCACAAGGGAAUUCCAUGCCGUUCCUGUUGGGACCCGAGAACCUUCCAGUGAAUUGCUUGAGUCUUCUGAACCCUUUAUCUGCUUCUGGCCAAGGAGGAGAGGUAUGUGAGAAACCAGGACUCCAAGCUCUUCUCCUAGCUUCUCUGUUGCUCAGCCAGCAGCUGGCCACCCCCUUGUUGCUCCCAGAUCUUCUCCCUCAGCAGCAGCUCCCAAACUUGGAGGAUGAGCUAAUUUUGGAUAAAGUGCCAGAACCCCUGGAUUCCCUGCUAUCAAGCCUUGGUCUCCUAGAGGCCCUAGAGGGCCUUUGUCCUUCCAUAGAGAAAGUGCUGAAUUCUCUGAGUUUGAUGGCAGAGGGAGCUGUCCAGGCUCUGCAGGGAGUACGUCCCCUAUCAGACAGUACUCUCCAAGCUCUGCAGGCACUUGUCCUCCCCAGCCCUUUUGUCCCCGCUGGACCUGCCCUCUUGAAUGGUCCCUCUGCCCCUGCUGUUUCCCAAGCUGAGGACCAGGCGACGUUCUCUCCAGUCCCAGAAAUUGAUGAAGACACAACGAACAAGAACAGUUCCCCAGCCCAACAAUUUCUGCCCUCUCUGCUGGCUUCUGGGGUUCUGGGUAACCUCACAGCCUUGAGUACUGUAAACAACUUUGACAGUCUGCUAGGUUCAGGACCACUGCUGUUGCCCCCCAUGCCAACCACUGCAAUGGAACUGCCUCCCGCAUCAAGAUCUGCACUGAGUGUGUCUCUUCUAGAAGCCCAGGCUGCUGAAAUCAAUCCUGCUACCUGUAUUGUUAACAAUAUACAGCUCGGUGCGAUUCCCUCAUCUGCAAUGGAAGUAGAAAAGCCCGUAAGCUCGCUGGGGCCACUUAGCUUUGCAUCUCAGCAGGAUGUUUCAACCAAUAACUUGAGUCAGGAGGCUGUGGAAAACCCUCACCGUGAUCUGGGACCCAUUCAGCAGCAGAUGGAGGCCAAAGGGGGAUCAUUCAACCCCUACAUCUCUUUUAUGGAUACCAUUUACGAGUCAUUCCUCCAGGUGAGCAACAAGAACACUGAGGGAGGAGCAGCCCAGGCCACACCACCUCCUCUGCUACCACAGCCCAGUGCACCCAUGUCCCUCAGCCCACUUAGGGCCUUCUUCCUUCGGAACACUGACCUGUCCCAGCUGAGCAUGGAAGUAGCCCAGUCGCCAACCCCUGGCACACCCAAGCCCAGUGAGGUGGACCCCUCCCACCUGUCUCAAUCCACACUGCACUGACUUUGGAUCCUGUGGGAUGAGGUCAAUGGCACCAGAGAAGGCAUAAUACAAUGCAAGGUCUACAGAUAACAGGUGGUAGAAGAGGAAGGAAGAGAAGACAGACUGAUGUGAGGUAGCAGCGUCACUCCCAUGCCAGGUGACAUCAGGUUUUACAUCAGGCUACAGAGGGAACCUACCAACUCUAGACAUCACCAAUGAGAUAACAGGCCAAUACAGACCCAUGGUGGUGCAGCAGAAAUCUGAGAGAAUCAUCAAGAGGAAGAGUCUUCGCUUUGCAGCUGUAGUGGCCCAGCCGGUCCGACAACAGUCUUCAGCAGUUCCGAGGAGAUGUGGAGACACUCACUAAGCCAGAGCAUUAUCGUUCAGACCUGCUAAUCAGUUCCUUCGCGCUGGUCUCUCUUCUCGCUUCUCAUAUUCCCAAGCAGUGACUUCACCCAACCAGCAUCAUCAUGUCAGAGAAGAGUAUCAGGUGUCCCAGUUGAAAGUUCAGUCAGCAAAUGGAUCACCUUGCUGCUGGGCUUCGUAAGAGCACGAUGUCAUACAUCACUGCCAUUUCUGAGCCGUUCUUUUAAGGUUACCGUGUUACAGGUGGUGUUGCUAUAAUGACAGUUACUGCCACACAGCCACCAAUGGACACAUUUGUGCUGGUCCACAGAUGAGUCCUAUAAACCCUUUUGGUGAACGGAGGAGUCACCGCUCUGCUCUUUACUAUGGCAUGAGGAAAAGCAGCUUUUUCCUGGUUCUACAGCAGCGGUACUCCAUCCUUUGUGUUGAGCCAGAUGUGCAGAAGGGACCUUUAUUAAACAUACGUGUGUAAAGCUGCUCCUUUUCCUAUUUGGAAAUGGUCUUUGUUGCCUGUGGCAACUUUUCGGAUUAGACCUAAAACAGAGGACCUACCUGGUAUAUACCUAUUUACAGCUUAAAAAAAAAGAUUUUAUAGAGAAUAUGAAGCAUGUACCAUUUUUACUGUGAGUUUAUAUACUGUAAUUGAUUUUGUGUAAUUUGAGAAAAAAAAAGCGAUACCGAUUUCUCUGUACUUUUUAAUAGAGCCGUGUUCCUUUUUUUGUAUGGCACUUAAUUUCAAUUAAAAUAUUUUUAAA